Rhizophagus irregularis DAOM 181602=DAOM 197198 is the source of this 1670-nucleotide messenger RNA. The record is from RefSeq and is a predicted model, not a curated record. Lineage: Eukaryota; Fungi; Glomeromycota; Glomeromycetes; Glomerales; Glomeraceae.
AAGGUUUCAAGUACUUUAUAACUAAAUUUACAAAAAAUAAUCAAAAUAAUAUUUUUAGCAAAGGUCAAAUAGUGGCAGAAAAUGAAAAUGAAGGGUUACCAUUUGAUUUGAUUAAUCAUUAUAAAAAAAAUAAAUGUGUAAGAAGAGAUGGGAGAAAUGCUUUUGAAUUCCAUAAACUUUUAGCUGAACAAGGAAAUAUAAAUGCAAAAUUUCAACUUGGUUAUUGUUAUGAUGAAGGAAUUGGAAUUGAUAUUAAUAAAGUAAAAGCAUUUGAAUUAUACAAAGUAGCAGCAGAAAAAGGAAAUAGUGAAGCACAAUAUAAUUUGAGUUUUUUGUAUGAAUUAGGAGAAGGAGUUGAUAAAAAUGAAGAAAAGGCAUUUGAAAUAAUUAAAAAAUUAGCAGAAAAAGGAGAUUUAGAUGCAAAUUAUAAGCUUGCUUACUACUAUAAUAAAGGAAUUGGAACUGAAAUCAAUAAAUCAAAAGCAUUUAAAUUAAUGAAAGAUUUAGCAGAAAAAGAUUAUNAUGCUCAAUAUAAACUUGGAUGUUAUUAUGAAGAAGGAAUUGGCACUGAAAUCAAUAAAUCAAAAGCAUUUAAAUUAAUGAAAGAUUUAGCAGAAAAAGAUAAUGUAGAUGCUCAAUAUAAACUUGGAUGUUAUUUUGAAGAAGGAAUUGGAACUGAAAAAGAUUUUAAAAAAUCCUUUUACUGGUACCAAAAAGCAGCAGAAAAUGGUGAUGAAGUUGCACAGUAUAAUUUAGGAGAAUGUUAUGAAUUAGGGAUUGGUGUAAAUAAAGAUGAAAUUAAAGCAUUUGAAUUUUAUGAGAAAUCGGCCGAAAAUGGAGACAUUAGUGCAAAAUUUCAACUUGGAUAUUGUUAUAUAAAUGGUAUUGGAACUGAAAUUAAUAAAGAAAAAGGAUUUGAAUUAUAUAAUGAGGCAGCUGGCACUAAUAUCCGAAUUAACCUCAUUGAAAGUGAUGAAGAAAUAGUAAAUGAUUUAGACAAGGUUAAUUAUUGGUAUCAUAAAGCCGCCGAAAAUGAUAAUAAACUUGCAUUAUAUAAACUAGGUGAAUUUUAUGAAUUAGAUAAAGGUGUUGAUAAAAAUGAAAGACGUGCAUUUGAAUUCUAUAUGAAAUCAGCUGAUCAAGAAUAUAUAGAUGCUCAAUAUAAAGUUGGGUAUAUUUACAAUUAUGGAACUCAGAUUGAUAUUGAUAAAGAAAAGGCAUUUAAUUACUUUAAGAUGGCUGCAAAGGGAGGAAAUGUUGAUGCACAAUAUAGCCUAGCAUCUUUAUACGAACGAGGAGAAGGAGCCGAAAAAAAUAUUGAGAAUGCUAUUUAUUGGUACAAAAAAGCUGCAGAAAAUGGAUGCCUAGAGGCUGAAAAAGGUUUAAAUUUAUUAUCAAAAUAGAUAACAUAAAUUCUAAAAAUUUUAUCUUAGAAUCUCGAUUAGAUUGAUUUAUUAAAGCAAAUGCAAUUAAAAAGAUUAAUUUCACUCUAACUUAAAUAGGGCGCAGAAAUAUAUAUAUUAGGGUCAGGCGGCGAAAAAUUUUUUUACUAUGAGCUUUACGCAGUGACUUUCUAUAUGAGUAGUACGCAUAAUUGACACCUGGAUAUUGAAAAUCCUGCAAAAAUGCGUAAAUAAAAUUUCAGACAUUGGAGUUCGAAUAAGAAUUUU